CAUCCCACCACCACCCAUCAAGCUCACGACAACCCGUUCAAUCCACUUCUCUACCACAUUCACGAUAAUCUCCCGAGUUCACUGAAGCUCUCCAUAACGAUGGCCCCCGGCAAAAUCAUCCCCGUAACUUCCUCCGCGCACUUCAACACACUCCUCUCGUCCUCCACCUACACAAUCGUCGACUUCUACGCCGACUGGUGCGGACCCUGCAAGACGAUUGCACCUGUAUUCGCCGCCCUCGCAGAGAAGGAGAGCAAGCCGGGACGUGUCCAGUUCUGCAAGGUGGAUGUGGAUAGUCAGCAGGACGUUGCGCGGAAGUAUGGCGUUAGCGCUAUGCCGACCUUCCUCGUCAUAAAGAACAACUCCGUCGUCGAAACGAUCCGCGGCGCGAACCCCUCCGCCCUAACCACCGCCGUCCGCAAAGCCGUUAACGACGCUUCCUCCACUCCUGCCGCACGGGGCGCGAACUUCCAGUCCAAAGGAUACACGCUGGGCUCUGCGUCGGCGCCUAGCAGGCCGGUCAACAAUGGUGGCUUCGCGGGCCUGCAGGGGAUGAUGGCGGGCAAUGGAGGGCUGGCGGAUAUGGUUGUGCGCUUUGUCGCGCUGUACUUUAUCAGCCUGCUUUCGUUGGAUGGAUAUAGGGCCGCGGAGGAGAGUCCGUAUAAUGUGCGGGCAGGGAGAUAGGGACGAGAUAUGGGUAAAGCGGGAGAGGGAUGGCGUUUCUGGCGUUUUGGUACGGAAGGGAUAUUGGCUUGUUUUGGUUUGAUAUUUUUACAAGAGCGAGCUUCAGGAUGGUUUGGCCCAGAGGAUCGUUAUCUUCGUGGCCAUUGCG
Molecule: messenger RNA, 832 nt
Organism: Trematosphaeria pertusa
Lineage: Eukaryota; Fungi; Ascomycota; Dothideomycetes; Pleosporales; Trematosphaeriaceae
Product: thioredoxin-domain-containing protein
Exons: 2
Coding region: 100-684 (194 amino acids)
Molecular function (GO): protein-disulfide reductase activity
Source: RefSeq, a predicted model, not a curated record